AUGGCCCGGAAGAAUGUUUUUGCUCGACAAAUGAGACUUUAUUCGAAAGUUCCAUGAUCGAGGAGAUCUAUGUAUUUAGAUAGAAGCUCGUUGGGUUUGGAGCCUCAGCUGUUGUGGCUGGGGUACAGUGCAGCAGCGAUCAAGCUGUGUGCUCUGGCGGGGGUGAGAGUGGUUCUGGUGGGUUCGAUGAAUGAUCGAUUGAAGAUUUCCUGAAGAUUCCUGAACAUUUUUUAUUCUUCGAGCUUGACACUGCUUGACAGUCUGAACAAGCAAAACAAUCGAAGCACAGUGGUAGGACAAGAAGAAGGUUCGAGUAGACUGCCCUCGAAGAUAAAGCACCAUCACCAAGAACCACCCAAGCUGCAGCCUGCCUCAACUGACUGACUUCCUUUCCCUCUGUGACCUGACCAAACAGAAGCCCCAACAAGAUAAAGCAAUAAAAUGUACGAUCGUGCUCAGGUUCACUAUGGUCUAGCUCAGGAGAGGCCCGAUGAGGAUGAUUGGGAGCCACCCCAGCUGGACGGCCUACCCGAGCUGCAUAACAUUCGCCACCGGAUAUCGCUCAUCGAGGAGGAGAUCAGGUCCAAGGGCAAACUCAAGUUGACCGGCCAUGUGAUCAUGGCAUGCCAUGCACUCCCCUAUCUCUGCAACCUCCACCUCGAUCCCACCACCACCACUGACACCACCAACACCAACACCAUCCCCGAGCAGCAACAACAACAACAACAACAACAACAACAGGCCUCUGUAAAACCUGACCAACAACUUCCACCUUCCCCCACCACCCCUCUAACAGCCUCCCAUAACUCAACCUUCCGUCAAUCACUCGAGAUCAGACCCGGGGACCUACUCACGCACCCUCAAAGCUUACAUUCGCCCACUUGUACCCCAAUCCCUUCUUCCGGCAUCCUCUCUGCAUCCAAGACAAGCUCCUUACUCGACACUUCUAUUCCAGCUCCCACUUCGGUCACCAACCCUACCCUCAACCCAGUCUCCUCCGUCGCCUCACACCGUAAUAAUAAUAAUAAUAAUACUCACAAUCACAAUCAUAGUAGUGAUAAUCUUCAACCAUCCACCCUCACGGCCGAUGAAGAGCAAGAGGAACCGGCCUUCAAAUGGAUCCUGGAGCCUCGUCGGGGCCAUGCCGCGUUGAAUGCGGGGAUCAAGUCGUUAUCGAACUACCGCUCGAUCACCCUCUGUGCCUAUCCGGCGGACAUCCGGAUCGCUAAUCAUUCCAACGAGCUGCCCGAGCCGAUCGAGGCUAGCAAGCUCUCCGAGCUCCAGAAACUUAGCCUCGACUCCGGCCUCCGCCAUCUCGCUCGAUCCGCCUCCCCCGAUCAGAGCCCCCUCAAUGAUCAUCAUCAACUUCCCAUCGAUCCUAAUGGCCCCAAGAGAGGAAUCGAAUGCGUCCCCGUUUGGGUCGGCGAUCGCUCCGCUGGCUUGCAUUAUGAAGGCUUCUGUAAAAAAUAUCUUUGGCCUAUCUUUCAUUACAUGCCCCUGUCAGAACAUCAGGACAAAAAGGAAGAAAAUCUAGCCUGGAAAGCGUAUGAGGAAGUGAACUAUGCGUUUGCGAAACGGAUCGCUAGUGUUUAUCAGCCUGGAGAUUUGAUAUGGAUCCAAGAUUACCAUUUGUUAUUGGUCCCAAGGAUGUUGAGGAAAAUGUUGCCGAAAUGUCAUGUCGGUUUGUUCUUACAUUCGCCGUUCCCAUCGAGCGAAUUUUUCCGAUGUCUGCCGCGACGAGAAGAGAUUUUAGAUGGGAUGCUUGGAGCCGAUCUACUCUGUUUCCAAACCUAUUCAUAUGGCAGACAUUUUAUCUCGGCUUGCAUCAGAGUGAUGGGCCUGGAAUCUGUCGGCAAUGGGAUCGAAUGUAACGGGAUGAUCACGGACAUCACGUAUUGUCCCAUCGGGAUCGAUGCCGAUAGAAUCGAACUCGAAAAACAAUUGCCUGGGGUGAGACCUAAAAUGGACGCUCUGAGGAAACUCUACGAGGGCAAAAAGAUCAUCAUUGGCAGAGAUAAGCUGGAUCCCACAAAGGGAGUGCUUCACAAACUCAAAGCGUUUGAAUACUUGUUAAAAAGCUAUCCGCAGUGGAGGAAUCGAGUGGUUUUGAUCCAAGUCACUUCGCCCUCCCCAACCGAUUCGCCUCAGCUUGCUACCAAGAUAUCCGAGCUCGUCGAUCACAUCAAUGCCACCUAUGGUACUUUACAUUUCCAACCGGUCCAUCAUUACCACCAAACGAUCGAACGAGAUGAAUAUUUUGCACUCUUAUCAGUAGCCGAUCUGGCGGUGAUCACGUCGAUCAGAGAUGGGAUGAAUACAACGUCGAUGGAAUACACUAUCUGUCAAGAAGAAAACAAGAACCCGUUGAUCUUGUCCGAGUUUACUGGCGUCACUGGCUCGAUGAAGUCGGCCGUUAAGGUGAAUCCUUGGGACUUGGGUGACGUGGCACGUGCAAUUGAUCAAUGUUUGAACAUGUCAGAAGCAGAGAAAGUGACGAGACAUGCGCAAUUGUAUAGUCGAGUUAAAUCUCAUUCCUCUUCGGUCUGGGCCAGUACACUUUUGCUUCAACUUCUGCAGUGUCUGAGGAGCGAUCAGACUAAGGAAUCCGUCAAGUUGUUGGACGAGGAGGAUAUGGUCAAGAAGUAUAAGCAGGCCAACAAACGACUGUUGUUGUUUGAUUAUGAUGGAACGUUGACGCCGAUAGUCAAGAACCCGAAGGAUGCGAUUCCUCCGCCGGGAUUGAUAGACGCCCUCGAACGAUUGUGUGCAGAUGAGCGAAACAUCGUCUACAUCAUCUCCGGUCGUGAUGGCUCCUUUUUACAGAAACAUCUCGGCUCCAUCGCUGGCUUGGGCAUGUCCGCCGAACAUGGCUGUUUUCUCCGCGAACCCGGGGCUAAGGAGUGGAUCGAUCUGACUGAAAAUAUCGAUAUGAGUUGGAUGGAUGAUGUCGAGGAAAUCUUUAAAUAUUAUGAGGCUCGUACUUUGGGCGCUUUUGUUGAGAAGAAAAUUUCUAGCGUGACUUGGCAUUACAGGAAUGCAGACCCGCAGUUUGGUUUAUUCCAAGCCAAAGAAUGCCAAGCGUUAUUAGAGAGCUUACAGGAGCGAAUGCCGAUCGACAUCUUGAAGGGGAAGAAGAAUAUUGAAUGUCGACCGGCGCAUACGAACAAAGGGGAGAUCGUCAAGCGACUGUUAUACACCAGUCCGGAUGUGGGGUUCGCGUUAUGUGUAGGGGAUGACAAGACGGAUGAGGACAUGUUCCGGGCGUUGAAGAUGUUGCGAUCGAAUGCCUCUUUGGAUGGACAUGCGAUGGGCCAUGUCCAUUCGACGACCAUCGACCCGCCGCAAACCUUAUCGCUCUACCCGAUCUUAGCCCGAUCCUCAUCGAUUGGACCGGGACAACGGAUCUCACAGGAUGGUAGUGCAGCAGCAGCAGCAGCAGCAGGAGGAGGAGGAGGGGCAGGCAACAACACCAAGCGCCCUAUCCGACGCAGAUACUCCUCUAACACUAGCAUGCACGCCACAUAUUCUUGUCAGAAUAGUCCGAUUAGUGCGCCUUCGGUCCCCCAAUUCGGGCUGCCUUCUGUGAUCUCUACUGCAUCUUCCUCUCCCGCUACUGGUGGAGCUAUUGGAUCGACUUCGAUGAGCUCUCAAGCUAUGAAGGCGUCGUCAACCGUCGGCUCUAGUUCGCUCCAUCAUAUGCUUCCUUCCCCGAAACUCGAGCCGGUCGAAUCGGUCCUCGAACCCGAAUCGAUCUUCUCCCUCGUGAUCGAUGAAAACGAGUCCCGGAAAACUCUCGCCGAGUAUCGGCUCGAUCGGCCCCUUCAAUUGGUCGCCGUGCUCGCUAGACUCUCCCAAUUGUCUCCUCCCCCCUCCGCUAACUAACUCUCCUUCUUCACAUUGAUCUGCUUUCUUUGUCGUCGAGAACUCCUCCAGUUCGUCUUGUUUCUUCUCAUCCCCCCCCCCUUCCCCCCUUUUUUUCUUUGGAGCUCUCACAAAAAAAAAUCCAGUCUUUUGGAUCUUCUCGUUGUCUCUUUCACGACCAUAAAUCGAUUGGUGGAUCUAGCUCACACAUUCUUAUGAUUAUCGGUGCCCUUAUCUCAUCAACCCAAUCCAUAUCUUUUCGGUCAUCAUCAACUUCAUCAUCAUCGUGAUUGUUAGUACCAUUAUUAUUAUCCUCAUUGAGUUUUCUUUUCCUUUGCAACCCUACCUCCCCUCCUUCUUCCUUUUUUGAUUUGUUAUUGAUGUAAAAGAAGAUAUAUAUGUAUAUAUAUGAUCAGAAAAUGAAUGUUGUAAAUAAUUAGAAUAAUUGAUGUUUGUUAUCAGUAUGCAGAUCAGGUUUUGUGUGUAAAUAUGGAUGUGUGUGUGUGGGUUUGGAUAUCCCCCCCCCUAAGAAAAACAGAAAGAUGAGAAGAGGG
This is a messenger RNA of Puccinia graminis f. sp. tritici CRL 75-36-700-3, 4415 nucleotides long. RefSeq names its product trehalose-phosphatase. The record is from RefSeq and is a predicted model, not a curated record. Gene Ontology annotation, biological process: trehalose biosynthetic process. NCBI's taxonomy places the organism in Eukaryota, Fungi, Basidiomycota, Pucciniomycetes, Pucciniales, Pucciniaceae. The transcript has 13 exons. Bases 442 to 3882 code for a protein of 1146 amino acids. Gene Ontology annotation, cellular component: cytosol; alpha,alpha-trehalose-phosphate synthase complex (UDP-forming). Gene Ontology annotation, molecular function: catalytic activity.